AAAACUUAAAACAUAUCCAAAUCAAUACUCGCUGAUCAUUCAUAUCAACAAUUCCACCUCAGCAUUGAUUUUAUUCGUACAACACAAUACAACAAUACAAUGCAACAUGUAAUAACAAUCAAACAACCUAUUUCGUUACGUGGAACGAAUCCAACUCCCAAUUUGUUUGCACGUAUUUAUAUAUCAACCAUAUAAUAGUCUUCUUAUAUAUAACACAUUACAUUACUACUACUUUACGAACUCUUAAUUUGGCCCUUUUUCUCAUCUCUUAUCUUUUUUGAUUUAAAUACUUUUCCUUUCUCUUCCUUCUCCCUCCCUCUGCGCAUUGCUGUUGGAGUUGCACAAAAAGAAAAUGAUCAUGCAAGUUCCCGUGACACACAAACUCAACCAUCUCCUCAGUUUUCUUCAAAAUCAAUCUCAUCCUCAAUCUUCUUCCGUAGCUCUCAAUCUUUGCAAAUGGGGUGCUAUUUUUCUCGCUCUACUCGCCACUGUUCGCACCAUUCUCAUCAUCAAAUUCCGUCAAAGUCCCCCUUCUAUCUCUCCUCUCACCGUCGUAGAUGAAAGUGAUUACAGCGACGACGACAGUUGUUCCUCGUCGUCAUCGGAAUUUGAACAAGAGGACGAUGAAGAAGAGGUAGAAGAAGAAAAUGAAAAAAGAACAGGUGACUUUUUCCGAAUCAGAGGCUCCGGCAACGGUGAAAGCGGGUUUCUACGUAGUUGUUGUAGCAUUAGCGAUAUCUUUUCGUUUUCGGAAAUCGCGAACAGCGAAAGCGUCGUGAAACUUAGGGAUACAGUAGGGUUUGGAUUAGGAUUUGGAUUUGACGAUUUUGAUUCCUCCAGUGACGGCAGUAUUGUCUCCGUUUACGGCGCUAAUAAGGAGCAGAGGAAUUCGCCGGCAAUGGUGGUUUCUGCCGGAGAAAAUGCGUCGGGGAAUGUUGCAUUGAGGAUUUGGGACACGCGGCUACGGCGUCGGAUACCGGCGGUGAUCGCGGAGUGGGGGACUGCCGGCAUUGGAAAAACCGUUGGAAUUCGAACCGCUGGACAGAAUGUUUACAUCAGAGAUAACGGACGUUAUGAGUUAACGGUUGGUGACAUGUGGAAUGUAAGAUCGCCGUUACAGAAUGUAACGGAAUCUCAACUAGACUUGUGGUUAAAUUCCUACACGGUUAACAGAUAAUCCUCAGGAAGGACAGGGAUCAAGUUAUUUCUGUUAAAAAAAUGUAAUGUUAUUUUUAAUUUGUAAUUGUGAAUGAUGCAAUAUAUUAACUUAGUUAGACAAUU
Cicer arietinum (chickpea) is the source of this 1281-nucleotide messenger RNA. RefSeq lists its product as uncharacterized. The record is from RefSeq and is a predicted model, not a curated record. NCBI's taxonomy places the organism in Eukaryota, Viridiplantae, Streptophyta, Magnoliopsida, Fabales, Fabaceae.